Messenger RNA from Astrephomene gubernaculifera, 1884 nucleotides. NCBI's taxonomy places the organism in Eukaryota, Viridiplantae, Chlorophyta, Chlorophyceae, Chlamydomonadales, Astrephomenaceae. The record is from the annotation of a GenBank genome assembly.
CCUGAGUUUCCUGAUUUACGAAAUCGGCAAGCCUAGCCCUUUGGUUCAUUAUAGCUGUUCGAGCGGAUUAAAGCUAUUAAACUACAUAAAGGGUAACCAUUCGUGCGUAAUUUGUCCUUGUCACGCGAACAACUCUAAACCUAACUUGCCCUCAAAACAGGACACGUGGGACAGAACCUUAUCGAUUGCGGUUUGAGACGAAAGACAUUUCUAAAUAGUGCGACGAGCUUUGGGCAAAGGUCCAUGUACGUCGUCGCAUCCCUUAUUGUCGCUGCGUGGGUAACACUCUACCCUAGGCUGCUGGAAGCAUAUCAAGAGCCAGUGAACCCACCAAUAGUGGCAAGCUUAUGUCGCUAUGGAGAGGAGCCUGGAACUUGGCUGGACCUUCCUAGCAUGGAGGCUUUGCAACCGUACCCCUUGCAACGCAUGAGGCUUGUACCUGACGACAAGCUGCCACACAAGAAAGUUGGCGGCCGGUGGCAGCUCUAUAACAAGGACUGUCAGCUGUCAAACAGGAUACGUGCAGACUUACUCGACCCGCCGCAACCCGAUGCCCCAACGCCUCGCACCAACGUCUUCUUUAUCGGAGACAGCAUCGACGGGCUUACACUCGAGUAUACCUGUUAUCAUUAUGCUCGUGAAUAUGGAAUAAACAUUACCAGAGACGUCGAGUGCCCGCCGAUACCCUGUCUGCACACCGGCAACGUAGCCUUGGCUGGGAGCGCACCGAACCAUUGCAUAACAGAGAGGUUCGCUAUGUUCCAUCGGUUCGUGGCAACGGCAAAUCCAGAAGAAGUGGAUUUCAAUGAACUCCUGGGGUUGAUGAUUUUCUAUCUGGAGAAGUUUUCUGGCGUGAAGGAACCGCAACUGGUUGUCAUGGGGCUGGAAUUUUGGGAGCUCGCCCAUCUUUCCUGGGACGUCAACAGGACGUACGAGCAAGUAAACAUGGACCACACCUUCCUUCCGAAGUGGUGGUUGGAGAGCUUUAGGCAAAACUACACCAGCCUUAUUCGGCUGGUACGGCAAAAGCUGCCCUCGGCGCUAAUUGUUGUACGAACGAACGCCUUUCCCUGGUACGAUUGCCAAGAUGGCAAGCCGCAGGAGCGUAAGGGCUGGGCGAAGAAAAUGUUUGUUGGUCAGAUGAACGCGGCCAUUCGUGCCACAGCACGGGAGCUCAACCUACCCCUCAUCGACGUCGCUGCCAUGAGUGAAGGUAUGGUGCCGCAACAGUAUCUCAAUCCGGGAGACUACGUGCAUUCGCUUCACUGGCUGAACCUUGAGGCGUUUAACAUCGCCCUUAACAUCUUGCACCAAUAUACGGCAGUCACCACCGCCUCAAAUAGUCGGUAGAAUAAGCUACGUUAUAAUCGAGCGGUGGCGGAUCGUGUAGGGGAUGGAUGCUUGAUCCACCGAUAGGUUGGGGUUACUAGAGUAGGAGUAGGAGUAGAGCGCUACGCAUGCAUGGUGCUCACGAUGUGAAGAUAUGAAGUAGCGGAUCAUGAUUACGCCUGCAUGCAUGCCUGGUAAGGCCAAGAAACAAUUUGAAAACCUCGUGUGACCCAUGGGUCAGGUUUUGUGCCUUUGAGGCACGGCAAUAUGCGAAUCUACAUGCAGGCGUGGAGUUGCAGUCAAUUCCGAGUGCGUGCACCGUGGGGGUGCUUUUAUAUGUCCUCAUGAUUUUCCUAGUUCCCGUUUAAUGAAUGCCGUGUCACACCUAUGCAGCGUGAGCUCAUAAACCUUGCCAACGGGCUUGAACUGAUAAUCCGUGCAUCACAUAGGAUAUCCCUCCUGUGUGGUUACAAAACUGACCGCGAGUCCUGAAUGUCUGCCCGCCCGUACGUCUAUCGCUAUUGCUGUGUUUGCCUCUUCACUGUUAAGAUCCAG